Molecule: messenger RNA, 1920 nt
Organism: Saccharomycopsis crataegensis
Lineage: Eukaryota; Fungi; Ascomycota; Saccharomycetes; Ascoideales; Saccharomycopsidaceae
Exons: 1
Coding region: 1-1920 (639 amino acids)
Biological process (GO): proteolysis
Molecular function (GO): aspartic-type endopeptidase activity
Source: RefSeq, a predicted model, not a curated record
AUGUUCCUGGGUCAUAAAACUUGGUUGAUUCUCGUCCUAUGUUAUUAUUAUUAUGGGCUCACCAUGGCAGCGACUCCCGAGCUACCCUUUGAUUGGUAUUCUCUAGAAGUGUCUGGGAAAUUAUUAACUAAAUUAAAUGGUCCUGAAAUGUUUUUAUCCUCCAACGAAGUCAUAGAUGAAGUAUUCCCAAUCACUGACAUGUCCAUUCUGUCAACCAGCUUCAGGGCCAACAUCGACUUCGACACCGCUGAUAUAUGGGUCAAUGGAACAGUUCCAAAGAGUUCCUCCACUUCUACCAAGAGUUCAAAGUUCAUAGAGAAAUUGAGUACCGGAGAGGAGAUCCUGGGUACAUGGUAUGAUGAAGAACUCACCUUGAUGGGGUUACAAGUAGCUUCAGUACCCAUUGGAAUGGUGCUGGAUUCCAAGAUUUUGCCAGCAUCGUUAGGUCUUGGACAAGAAAAUACUGGUCAUUCAAAUAUUCGCUCCAAACUUGUACAGAAUGGCCAAGCCGCUGUUACUAGCUACUCGAUCGUGAAUGAGAUUGGGAAAUAUUCAGGAAAUAUCAUUUUUGGCACCAUAGAUACCGCUAUGUAUACUGGUGAUUUGAUCACAUUUCAUUCUACAGGAUCAAACUUCACGGUCCCAGUGAGCGCAAUUUCUGUGAACUCCAAAAUUAUUAAAGGCUCCAGUGCCACAGCAGUGUUCAAUAGAAACAAGGAUAUGAUCUAUCUUUCUAAAAAUGUGAUAACUGAAAUCAUCAAUGAAAGUUCGAUCAAUGGCACUUUUGAUUCGAAAUACGGGAUCUAUCGCGUUGAAUGUGAAGUUAGUGAUAAGUUGACUGAGAAAUAUUUGGAAUUCAAUUUGGGAGGUAUAAGUAUCACUAUUCCUUUGCUGAGUCUUGUUUACAAAAUCUCAGACUCUUCCGCGUGUGCCUUAGGGAUGAUCGCAUCCUCUGAUGCUGAUUUUGUCUUGGGAAAUUCUUUCUUAAAAUAUGUUUACCAAUUCAACGAUUACGCAAAUGAAAUCAUCAAAAUUGGUAAGGCCAAAUCAUCACUGACAAUAACAACUUCAGAUUAUGAUAAUGCUACUACUACAUUUCACUCAAAACAACCUGUCACAACCACAUACUCGGAACACUCUCAUCCAACAUCCCACAUUUCCAACACAAUCCAUUCAACAUCCCACAUUUCCAAUACAAUCCAUUCAACAGUCAGAAACUAUGAUGGCUACUCUAACUCCUCCCAUAGUGCAAAUGUGUCGAUGUUGGAUUACGUGAGAAAACCGAAACCGAAAACCUUUUCCACAACCCAAAUGUUUAAUUCCACUAUUUCUGGGCAUGGGGCAGCCAAUCGAACAGCCACCACAUCAAAAGCUUAUAAGACUAGUCACUAUAGUAGCACUAAUAGCCAUCAUAACAGUAAUAGGCUUUAUAAUACUACUAGCCAUUAUACCAGUACUAAUAACCAUGCCAGUACCAACUACUAUGCCACCAGUAAUCAUACCACUGUCGCUGCCACCACUAAAGUCUCUUCCACUGUCGCUUCGGGAUCAAGAUUAACUAAUGAUCUGGAGACAUCAUCAUCCAGCUCGACUAUCUUGGUGGCCACUACUUCCUUGGGGCAAGCGGUUCUCAAUGCCGGAUCAAGAACCCUCGCAGCUGCGGGCACAACCAUCAGUGGGCAACAAUCCAGCACUACAAUCAACUCAACCAGAUCUAUUACCACACCUCUUGGACACAGUUCAAUGACCAGUAGUAUCUAUGAUCAUACCAGUGCAACCGAAGGUACCACCGCCUCCAUUUUCACUUUUGCUAACUCUGAUUAUUCUUCGAUAAUGAGUAUCAUUAGUGACAACCACGCAGCAACAAUCAAGGGUGGGGUGCUAGCAACGGUGCUAUUUUGCCUAAUAAAUCUUUUGUGA